Musca domestica (house fly) is the source of this 734-nucleotide messenger RNA. RefSeq names its product single-stranded DNA-binding protein, mitochondrial (gene mtSSB). Gene Ontology annotation, biological process: positive regulation of helicase activity; mitochondrial DNA replication. NCBI's taxonomy places the organism in Eukaryota, Metazoa, Arthropoda, Insecta, Diptera, Muscidae. Gene Ontology annotation, cellular component: mitochondrial nucleoid. The record is from RefSeq and is a predicted model, not a curated record. The transcript is spliced from 4 exons. The coding region runs from base 128 to 574 and encodes 148 amino acids. Gene Ontology annotation, molecular function: single-stranded DNA binding.
UUGGUAUCACUUUCAUAGGUUUCUGACUUCCACGGCGUCGGAUUUUUUGGGUGCUUUGUAAUUUUGAUUGUAGGGAGGCGCGACGCGUGUUACUCGUGUUUUUAUUCUAUUGACAUUUGAAAUAAAGAUGAAUUCCUUAAUCAAACAGACUGGAGCCUUGAUGCGGCCCAUUUUGAUAUCAAAGUCAUUGAUACCGGCUCUCAACAGAUGCUACUCAAAUGAAGCCCCGGCUCGCACCGAGAAGACUAUCAACACUAUUACACUCCUGGGGCGAGUUGGAGCCGAUCCUCAAUCGCGAGGAAGCACAGAACAUCCCGUUGUCACAUUCUCUUUGGCCACUCACACAAAUUACAGAUACGAAAAUGGCGAUUGGGCUCAAAGAACAGACUGGCAUCGCGUUGUUGUUUUCAAACCAAAUUUGCGUGAAACCGUAAUGCAGUACCUGAGGAAAGGCCAAAGAGCCAUGGUACAAGGAAAAGUCACUUAUGGUGAAAUUACCGACCAGCAAGGCAAUCAAAAGACCAGCACUAGUGUUAUUGCUGAUGAUGUAAUCUUCUUCCGGGAGACAGCAUAGGAAUUAGCGCUUGUUAUAACUUAGUCUAGGGAUCAUAAUUCAUUAAAUGUUAUUCAUUCACCAGUGUAUAUCAUAUAUAUUUCUUAUAAUCUAUAAUUACAUGCUGAGUAUGUAUAAAAGUGUAAACUAUAGUUCCAAAGUAAACAGAUGUUAACAUAAA